Molecule: messenger RNA, 1932 nt
Organism: Hyaena hyaena (striped hyena)
Lineage: Eukaryota; Metazoa; Chordata; Mammalia; Carnivora; Hyaenidae
Gene: POC1B
Product: POC1 centriolar protein B
Exons: 11
Coding region: 367-1677 (436 amino acids)
Biological process (GO): cilium assembly
Cellular component (GO): centriole; ciliary basal body
Molecular function (GO): protein binding
Source: RefSeq, a predicted model, not a curated record
GCCCCGCGGGGGUGCCGGACCCCGGGAAGCGCCCCGGGCGGCGGGGACGGGUUCCGAGGGGGCGGCGGGCGCUCGGCCUCGCCGCGUCGGGGUCCAAGCGGGCGCUCGCGUAGCGCCCCCGGGCUCCGCAGGCCCAGCGCCUCGGUGGCGGUUCCCGGGCCGGGACCCGCCCCGGUGGAGGCGGCCGCGCUGACGCCGGGACGCCCGCAUCCGACGGCUGCACCUGCUUUCAAAACUCGACUGCUUUCUUCCCAGGAGGAUCCCGUUCUGGAGCGAUAUUUUAAGGGUCACAAAGCUGCGAUCACGUCCGUGGACUUCAGCCCCAACGGCAAACAACUUGCUACUGCUUCUUGGGAUACGUUCCUCAUGCUAUGGAAUUGCAAGCCGCAAGCUAGAGCUUUCAGAUAUGUGGGUCACAAGGAUGUGGUAACCAGCGUGCAGUUUUCCCCACUUGGAAACUUACUGGCAUCCGCUUCUCGAGACAGAACCGUUAGACUCUGGAUUCCUGAUAAGAGAGGAAAAUCCUCUGAAUUUAAAGCUCACACGGCUCCAGUUCGAAGUGUAGACUUUUCAGCCGAUGGCCAGUUUCUAGCUACCGCUUCUGAAGACAAAUCUAUCAAAGUAUGGAACAUGUUCCGCCAGCGUUUCUCAUAUUCCUUGUACCGACAUACACACUGGGUACGCUGUGCCAAAUUUUCACCUGAUGGAAGGCUAAUUGUAUCAUGUAGUGAAGAUAAAACUGUUAAAAUUUGGGAUACCGCAAAUAAGCAGUGUGUUAAUAACUUCUCAGAUUCUGUAGGGUUUGCAAAUUUUGUGGAUUUUAACCCUAAUGGUACAUGCAUAGCUUCAGCAGGUUCUGAUCAUACCGUGAAAAUCUGGGAUAUAAGAGUAAACAAAUUGCUCCAGCAUUAUCAAGUUCACAGCGGUGGAGUUAACUGUGUAUCAUUCCAUCCUUCGGGUAACUAUCUCAUCACUGCGUCCUCAGAUAGCACACUUAAGAUUCUGGAUCUCUUAGAAGGAAGGCUCAUAUAUACACUUCAAGGACAUACGGGACCUGUCUUUACUGUUUCAUUUUCAAAAGGUGGAGAGCUAUUUAGCUCCGGAGGUGCAGACGCACAGGUCUUAUUAUGGAAGACUAAUUUUGAUUACUUGAGUUGUAAAGAUAUUAUUAAAAAAAAUCUCAAAAGAUUACAUUUUGACUCAUCACCACAUCUUGUUGAUAUAUACCCAAGAACACCACACCCUCAUGAAGGAAAAAUUGAGACUGUUGAAAUCAAUCCAAAGCUUGAGGUCAUCGAUUUGCAGACUUCUUCUCCCCCUGUUGUGGACAUCCUUUCUUUUGAUUCUGCUACGACAACAGAUACCACUGUUAGAACCUCAGCAGACAAGGGUGAAGAGAUCAACAGCUAUUUCUUGAACCCUUCUUUAUUGUCAUCGGACUGUUCACCAGCGGCCUUGAAAAAGAAAACCGAAGACAUGAGUGACUUCCCCUCUGAGAGCCAGCGAAGCGUACCGCUCGCCGUGACCGAUGCUUUAGAGCAUAUCAUGGAACAGCUCAAUGUACUGACACAGACUGUUUCAAUCUUGGAGCAGCGACUGACUUUGACCGAGGAUAAGCUGAAAGACUGCCUUGAAAAUCAGCACAGGCUUUUCAGUGCUCUCCAGCAGAAAAGUUAAAUAGAAAACUAUGAGCAGAGGCAUGAUAAAUGAACACAUGUACAUAGUCUCUGGAAGGUAGCACGAGAUGCUUCCUUCAUGCAACACAACCGUGUACUGAUUAUCAUGAUCAUGACGUCUCUUAAAAGGGUGAGCAACAGAACCAAAGGCAGAAAAGGUAUAAUUAACGACCAAUUUAAACACACAAAUCAAUGUCAAGGACUAAUUCAAAUCAUUACCAUUUAUGAUUGCAGUAAUAAAGUGAUAAGUAUUCAA